Coniosporium apollinis CBS 100218 is the source of this 546-nucleotide messenger RNA. RefSeq lists its product as uncharacterized. The record is from RefSeq and is a predicted model, not a curated record. Bases 1 to 546 code for a protein of 181 amino acids. The transcript is spliced from 2 exons. NCBI's taxonomy places the organism in Eukaryota, Fungi, Ascomycota, Dothideomycetes.
AUGUCCUCCCUCAGCCACAUCGCCCUCCUGCCUCCGCCGCAAGGCGCACAGUUCCCCGUGCCAGACCUUUCGCCCAGCUUCUCCCCAUCCCGAUCCAGCGCUCCGAACAAACGGAGGCGGACUGAAAGCUUCUCCAGCAGCAUCCUUUCGAGCACCUCCGGUUUCUCUGCGAAUUUCAAGAAGGACAUGUUACGCAGCGGGCCAAACUGCUGGCACUGCGGAGCUUCGCCGGUGGGUGCCUGUUACGUCGUCGGGAGGAAAGACCGUUCUUUCGAGAGACUCAAGCGGCAAGGCUUGAUCACGUUCGAUGACCUCGGCGACGUCGACAACGGAAUCCACCUGUCACUCUGCCACGUAAACUGCGCUGAUGUCAACUCCCCUAGCUUCACCUUCUUCCCAUCCGACCUACACUUCUUCAUCGAUUUCGAGACCCAACACUACCAGAGGCGCGAGAGGGAGGCGCGCGUGGAUCGCCCUCCCAGCCAGGCUCUGUCCGACCGCGCAGGCAUACAAGGAUCACCAAGUCGGCAUGGAGGCUACGGAUAA